CUCAAACUACACACACCUCCUUCGUCUUCGUCUUCUUGUUCUUGUUCUGGUGCAGCAGCAGCAGGGAUAGAGAGGCAAGGAGAGUUUGUUGCUGAGAUGGGUGAGUGCAGAGGAGGAGGAGGAGGAUUAGGAGAUGGGCUGAUCAAGCUGUUCGGGAAGACGAUCCCGGUGGCGCCGGAGCCCAAGGAUGUUGAGCAGCAGAGUGGCAGCAGCAGCAGCUCGACGGAGUCGGACGUCCAACAAGCCGCGCACCAUGACGCCGCCGACCCCUCCCCGCAGUCGGAGGUGGUCGACGGCGACGACGACCCGGGCAACAAGAGCCCGGCGCAGGCGGGCGGCGGCGGCGAGGCGGCGAGCCAGCAGCAGAAGGAGGAGAUGAAGCUGAAGAAGCCGGACAAGAUCCUGCCAUGCCCGCGGUGCAGCAGCAUGGACACCAAGUUCUGCUACUUCAACAACUACAACGUCAACCAGCCCCGCCACUUCUGCAAGAACUGCCAGCGCUACUGGACCGCCGGCGGCGCCAUGCGCAACGUCCCCGUCGGCGCCGGCCGCCGCAAGAACAAGAACGCCGCCGCCGCCUCCCACUUCCUCCACCGCGUCCGCGCCUGCGCCGCCGCCAUGCCCAUGCCUCUCGCCGCCGCCGCCGCCGAAGCCGCCACCGCCGCCAACGCCACGGUCCUCAGCUUCGGCGGCGCCCACGAAGCGCCGCCGCGGCUCGACCUCGCCGCGCAGGUGGCACACCGCCUCAGCAACGCCGCCGGAUCGUGCAGCGAGCUGUCGACCAACAGGGCCGACGCGGAGAAGGCGACCGCCGCCGCCGCCACUGUACCGAAAACGGCAAACGGCGUGCAUCAUCCUCCUCCUCCAGCCAUGAACAACGGCGGCGCCAUGUGGCCGUACAGCUGCGCACCCUCUCCUCCCACCUACUACACAUCAGGCAUCGCCAUCCCGAUAUACCCGGCGGCGGCGCCGCCGUACUGGGGCUGCAUGAUCCCUCCUCCGGGAGCUUGGAGCCUCCCAUGGCCGGCCAUCCAUUCUCAGCCGCUCUCAUCACCACCCACGAGUGCACCUUCCGUCUCCUCCAUGGCGACCUCCUUCACACUAGGGAAGCACCCAAGAGACGGUGGCGACGAGGAAGGAAGGGACGACCACCACGGCAACGGCAACGGCAAGGUGUGGGCGCCAAAGACGAUCAGGAUCGACAACGCCGACGAGGUCGCCAGGAGCUCAAUCCGGUCCCUCUUCGGCUUCAACGCCGGCGGCGACAGGAAGGCGGACGACGACACCGCCGCCGCCGCCGCGCCGCACAGGCUCACCACCGUGUUCGAGCCAAAGAAGGACGCCAAGACGGCGAAGCAUCCGGUGAUCUCGAGCCUGCCGCUCCUGCACGCCAACCCGGUGGCGCUCACCCGCUCGGCGACAUUCCAGGAGGGAUCUUGAAGGCCAUCUGCUCCAAUUUUUGGUUGCUACCUUCUCUGAACUAAACAUGAACUCAGUUAGCCUGACAAAGUACUGAAUUUAUUUUCUUUCUUUGUUUUUGGUGAAUCAGAGGACUGUAUACUAGGGUAUUUGGUGGGAUUGUAUGACUUAAUGUGUACUUAUAUAGUUGUAAAAUAGGUUAGCAAUGUAAAUACUAAAUAGAAAUUAGCUGCUUGAAUAGUUAUGUAUAGCUAUUUGGGUUUGGAGCCAGGAGAUAAUAAGGCCCCUGGUUUUGUAGAUACAUAAUAAGAAAGUAGAUGGAAAUAUAUGGGUUUUGAGGUA
Molecule: messenger RNA, 1761 nt
Organism: Oryza brachyantha (malo sina)
Lineage: Eukaryota; Viridiplantae; Streptophyta; Magnoliopsida; Poales; Poaceae
Product: cyclic dof factor 1-like
Exons: 2
Coding region: 97-1440 (447 amino acids)
Biological process (GO): regulation of DNA-templated transcription
Molecular function (GO): DNA binding; DNA-binding transcription factor activity
Source: RefSeq, a predicted model, not a curated record